GCCGCCGGCCAGCCCGCACCACGCCGCGCGGCCACCUCGCCGAUACCGACGCCUUCCCUGGCCGUCCACCGGCCACCGAGGCCAACGUCGCCAUCCAUACAGUGAUCAAAGUGGCCACCGCGGCCGGCCACGUAGUGUCAGAGUGUGACCACCGCGGCCACGUCAGUCCCCUGGCGGUGCACUGUAACUACAGCGGCCGCACCAGACGGCACACCCCUAGUUGUGUAGCGUGGCCACCACGGCCGACCCGGACGCGAUCCCCCUGGUGGUCCAGAGCGGCCACCAGCUGCCACCAUGCCGUAACAUGAUGGGCUACAACAACCAAGGCCACGGGUACAACAAGUUGUUCACGCAGUUGUUCGUACGUGUGCGUUGCGCGGCCAGACAGUUGUCUUUGCUUUCCAAAAAUUGGAUCACUGGAGUGGGUACGCCACGCCGACAUCGACAAAUGACACACUACAAACCUUUGGGCUCGGCGGAUUCCAACUACUCGCAGCCGUCGUCGGAGCUGUCGCUGGACGAGGACAAGGAGGCGCUGCGCCGUGAGAAGGAAGCGCAGGCCCUCUCACAGCUCGACAAGGCAAGGUCCAAGCCGGUAGCGUUUGCGGUGCGAACGAACGUAGCGUACGAUGGCUCGCUGGACGACGACUCUCCUGUGCACGGUAGCGCCAUCUCCUUCGAGGUGCGCGACUUCCUGCACAUCAAGGAGAAGUACGAUAACAACUGGUGGAUCGGUCGGCUAGUAAAGGAGGACGCGGACAUCGGGUUCAUUCCGUCGCCAGUGAAGUUGGAGUCGGUACGCUCGGGCCCCGGCCGUGCACGCUACCGCCCGCCCUCCGCUGCGCCAGCGCUCCCCAGCCGAGGUAGCACUCCCCCCACGCCCGAUGUGCCAACCUUUGACCGAGGUGAGGAUUCAGACUCAGGCAAGGGGCGCGGUGCGGGAGCGCUACCCACCGGAAAGGAGAAGAGGAAACCGUUCUUCAAGAAGCAGGAGAACGCGAGCCCGUACGACGUAGUGCCGUCCAUGCGGCCUGUGGUGCUGGUGGGACCAUCCCUCAAAGGGUACGAGGUCACGGACAUGAUGCAGAAGGCCCUCUUUGAUUUCCUCAAGAGGCGGUUCGAGGGCAGGAUAAUAAUAACUCGUGUGAUGGCGGACAUAUCGCUAGCGAAGCGCUCGCUGCUCAACAACCCGUCGAAGCGGGCGAUAAUGGAGCGCUCCAACUCGCGCUCCACUUGCCUGGCCGAGGUGCAGGCGGAGAUAGAGAGGAUAUUCGAGCUGGCGCGCACGCUGCAGCUGGUGGUGCUAGACUGCGACACCAUCAACCACCCCUCGCAGCUCGCCAAGACCUCCCUCGCGCCUACCAUCGUCUAUCUCAAGAUAUCCAGUCCGAAGGUGCUGCAGCGACUGAUCAAGUCGCGCGGCAAGGGGCAGAGUAAGAACCUGUCGGUGCAAAUGGUGGCUGCGGAAAAGCUGGCGCAGUGCCCCACGGAGAUGUUCGACGUCGUGCUCGACGAGAACCAGCUCGAGGACGCCUGCGAGCACAUCGCCGAAUACCUUGAGGCGUACUGGCGAGCGACGCACCCACCAACAGUGGCACCGCAGCCGCGCGCGCCCGCGCACCACGCGCCGCAUCACGCACCGCACCACGCCCCGCACCACGCCCAGCCUGAUCCCCCUGCACAUUCCGGAGGACACCGGGAGAGGUCUGACUCGUAUAACUACGAGAGAGAAAGAGGAGGCAGGUCGCGGGCGGCGCGGCCCGAGCGGUUGGAGGAGGAGUACUACCCGCGGGAGCAGUACCAGCGCUACCCGCGCGACCACUACCCGCGCGACUACCACGAGGGCUACGCUCAUGACUACCCGCCGGCGGAGACGUACGAGCGCGAGGCGUACGGACACGACUACACGCGCGACGCGUACGCGCGCGAGGAGUACGGGCGGGAGUACGCGCGCGAGGGGUACGCGCGGGAGGAGCGCGCGCCGCGCAGCCGCGACCGCGACCCGGAGGACUACGGGCCGUCGCGCCGCGCGCUGAACGCCGUCUAGCGCCGCCGCUUUCAGACCGAUUCUUAUGCGGUUUCGUGUUUCCUUAUGUAUUCCCGUGUCCGCGACUGCGGUCCCGCGACCGCUUGUGUGAACGCAACUGCUACUGUGACGAUGGCGCCGAAAUGAACGCCUUCCAUAGAAUGGAUUUCAAUGUUUUUUCUAUCAAGCGACACAUCGACAUCUAUUUUCUCUAAAUAUGAAAUAAUUUAAGGCUUAUGAUACUUUGUUAAAUGAGAUUUUGCUCGUAUCAGCAAGUGCGAAGAAGUUGUAGUCGGAAAUGAGCGAUCUAAUUUUAUAAUAAAUCAUUUUUCCACAGCUUUAAUAGCACUAAACGUUGUUUUAGUCGAUUGUAACUCGUUAAUUCUUACAGUUGUUGCCCACUACGAAUAGAUAAGCAAGAAAUAUUUUUCUGGAUGUUAUUUUGUAUAUUCAAUUCGAUUCAAUAGGACAGUUGUACUUUCGCCCUCUUUUUGAACACUAUGAGCUUUUCUCUUUUGUGUAUUGCCUAAGUAAAAUAUUAUUUGUAUAUGAAUCUAUGUAUUUGGUAAUAUCAGACGCAGCUGCAUUUACACAAUCGAGACCUGAUCAUACCGAGUGCGAGAUGCUGAUAGUUUUGUCUGUCGAAGUAAAAAUACUACCUAUUGUAUUGUUCUCGCAGCGGCUGUAAGUAUUGUCUAUUUCUUAAUUCUUGUUUAUUAUGUUUUGUCGAUGGUAGCGUAAGUAUUAUUGUCCGCAAUUGCAAUUGGUAGGAUUACAAGAAUUUUGUCAAGUUCUUUAGCGUGGUAUUGGACUGUUUUAAAGUGUUUAUUGUUUCCCUAAUUAUCCAUUAAAAUUGAUCUUCCUUAAUUUUAGGUAUUAGCAUUCGAAAUCUGUUUAAAAGUUUGUGUUCUUUAUUAGACGUAGAUUAUUUAGAGAUUGAUUCUCAGAGGUUACUUUUUGGUAUUGUGAUGUGCUGGGUGUGAUCAGGGCAGUGGGCAGUGGGCAGUGGCAGUGGGCCGCGCUGGCGCCGGCCGUCUCGUUUCGCUGAGCUUUGUGCCACGCUUCCGUUGGCGGCCUCGCAACGACCGCUUGUACGAUUUUUGAGACUUGUACCUGGCCUCUUUUCACGACAUGGAAAAUUUUACUAUAUUCCAUUUGUUUCAUUUGCUAGACAACUUAUAACUUUUGCAAUAACAUGGACUAUCAAAUCAUUUGUCAAGUUCCAAAUCCAAUGAUUAUAAUUUAAAAUUGUCUUUUCGUGGCUUUCAUUUGAUACAUAGAAAGUAUUCACAUUUAAAUAGAGUAUGGUUGUCCUUGUCGUGGAAAAUGAGUAUGAAUUAAUACGAAUUUUUACCAGAGUGCAGGUAAUCUUUGAAGACCUACGCUCUGUUAAAGUUAGGUAUUUGAUCUCUAGGCUAAGUGUGUACGAUAAUUUGUAUGGUCUCUCUUUUAAAACAAAAUGAAAAGUUAUAUUCUGAAAUUAUUGUUAUUUUUACUUUACUUACGUAUGUUAUUUCUGUUCUUUUCUUUUUAUUCUGUUUUGACAGAGAGAAAGAUAUACUGUGCAAACACACGUGGGGCUUAUUGCAUUCGUGUAUGUGGAAGUGAGUGGGUAACGGACGCGUGUUGAUAUUCGAUAUCGGAUUUCUAGUUAAGGUAAUAGUGUAUGUACUAAAAGCUGAAAGCAUCGGUGGAGGCAAUUAGGCAUGCUGCCUAUCCCAUUAAAAAAAUAUUAAAUUUUGAAAUAUCACUAGAGAAGUUUUAAGCCCGAAAGGCAAAUCCAAGAAAUAUGUUAAUUUAAUUUUAAAUAAGAAUUAAUUGAAACCUAUGACCAAAAUCAAAUGAGAAGAUUAAUUAUUUCAUCAAAAAUUGCUUUAUCCACUUUUAUAAAGUUAAAAAACUUCAAGUAAAGCGUUGCCUCCGCCGCGUGCGAACCUCCGGCGCCGCAGUCGGCGGCCGGAGCUGGGGUCGAAUGUAUAAAUUUUACAUAAAUGAUAAUUUUAGAGCCGUUAGAUAUUAUCCGUUUCCCAUUUUUUGGACAUACAUACUCUUGUAAUUAUAUUGCAUCGUCUGUACUUCAUUGUUGCAAUCAUUUGUAAAUAAAAUACUUUAUA
Papilio xuthus (Asian swallowtail) is the source of this 4140-nucleotide messenger RNA. RefSeq names its product Calcium channel protein beta subunit. The record is from RefSeq and is a predicted model, not a curated record. The coding region runs from base 305 to 2047 and encodes 580 amino acids. Gene Ontology annotation, biological process: calcium ion transmembrane transport. The transcript has 14 exons. Gene Ontology annotation, molecular function: protein binding; voltage-gated calcium channel activity. Gene Ontology annotation, cellular component: voltage-gated calcium channel complex. NCBI's taxonomy places the organism in Eukaryota, Metazoa, Arthropoda, Insecta, Lepidoptera, Papilionidae.